GUAAAAGAGGACUUUUCAAGAGAUGACUUCAAAGCAAUGUUCACAUUUGCGUUUUAUGUUGCUUCAAAGCAUUCGACAUUGAUCAACUCAAGACGCGUUUGGUAAACUUGGUGCUAGCUAACGGAGCUAAGAUGCUAAGUCUAUUCUAUUUACCCUCGCAGGAAAGCUAUGGUAUACAAGAUUAGUUCAACUAUAUUCAGCUUGCAAUGUCUGCAGGUGUGAUGCCAAGAUCCCCCUCCUCUGCCUCAAAGGGUUUCAGUUCAACCCCUCGAAAGAACAAAAACAAAAGAGACAACGUAUCCAAAACUGCGGAGGUCUUAAGUGGAUCGGAUGUGUUAUCGGAAGACGAUACGUACUCCCUCCUCUCACCAAUCUACCAUGACAGCUUUGAUAGUGAUGAAGACUUGGAUUCAGAAACUGAGCAUCCACAGCGAACAGAUACCUCACCCACGCAGUGGGAAAUCCCUAGACGUGCCAGUUCACCUGUCAGAUGUGAGUUGCCAAAAGCACAGGGAAAGAUAACUGUGGAAAGUGCAGUCUCGCCUCGGCUCAAUGCCUGGGAGGUGUGGCUGUUGGACAAAGCUAGAAAAGACCGUCUCCAAUUAGAAAAGAAAACAGAGGAGGAACGCUUACUGCAGGAGAAAAUAGAACAACAGGAGAGGGCACAGGAACAAAAGAAAAUUGUGGUGGAGGAGAAGAUCCAAGAAUGGCUGAGGUCAAAGAGAGAGCGGGAGAAGCAGGAGAAAGAGCUAAAGCAGAGCGCUGAGGAGGAUAAGCUGGAAAAGGAGAAAGCCAAAGAGAGCGAGAUCGAACGCAGAGCUCAGGAACAAUAUAAAAAGUGGCUACGGAGGAAAAACCAAGAGAAACUGCAGAAGCAAAAUAAGGACAAAGAGGAGGCUGACAGGAGAGAGGAGCAGGAGAGAGAGCAGCGACAGGCAGCCGAGGAGCGCUUUCAACAGUGGCUGGCCACUUCUAAUGCGAAAACCAGAGCCAGUCCAAACACCAAGUCACCAUUUCAUCCAAAGAGUCCGUAUGACAAAGGCUACCCCCCUCCCAGCUUCUACAACCCAGUCCCAUGGAAGCCAAUACACGCCCCACCGCCAGAGCCUCCCGCCAAGAACACCUCUCAACGGAGACCCCACAGCCAGCCCACAAAGCGCCUCAGCUCCAGCGCCACCAGAUCAAGGCUAAGAAAUGGUGCUAGUGGGACACAGCUGCUGCAGAAGAGGUAGACAGACAUGCAGACAGCCUCAAUCUACAGCGCACAGGGCGGCCCUAUCAAGUAUCAACGACAUGGCGAUCGUGGCCAGAGGAUGGUUAAUAAUGUACCAGCUCUAAUGAAGCCUUCUUGGAUCAAGGUUAAAUAGUUUGAGCGGUUGUAUACACUGUAAGGCCUUGUUAAUGAUUUGCCGGUUUCCAAAUGUGUGUGUUCCACUUUCGCCUAGUUGAGACAUUUGCGUUGUAUGUAUAUUGGAUAAUGGAGUGUGACAGCUUUUAUGCUGUUUCCAUAAUAAGUGUCAAUGUGUGUUGACUGAUAGGACAUGUGUGAUAACAUCCAGUCUAGAUUUUAUAGACUUUAUAAACACAUGAAAUCACUUUUGUUGUACUUUGAUCCUUUGGAUUAAGACAAUAAAUCCUGUUUGUACUUCGAUGU
This is a messenger RNA of Gadus macrocephalus (Pacific cod), 1654 nucleotides long. RefSeq names its product coiled-coil domain-containing protein 34-like. NCBI's taxonomy places the organism in Eukaryota, Metazoa, Chordata, Actinopteri, Gadiformes, Gadidae. The transcript is spliced from 7 exons. Bases 207 to 1232 code for a protein of 341 amino acids. The record is from RefSeq and is a predicted model, not a curated record.